AUGCCUUCUCUUAUUAGAAGGAGUUCUUCUCUUUUGCACAACAUCAAAACAUGGACCCACACGUCCGUAUUGAUGAAUUUCUCAUCAUCCGCUCGUUUUUCAUUCAUCAUCUCCCAGUACUAUCAUCAUCACAAUUAUCAUACCAGAUUUAAUAAUAAUAUCGACAACAACAACUCUUCUCAAAAAAGGCAUCCAAAGAAAUCCGAACUUUUCAAUAAGUUGAAGGAAAUGAAUUUAUCAGUGGUAGCACCGGACCAGGAUGUUUCUACAAAAGGGGAACCAACAUCUUUCGAAGAAAAAUUACAACGUCUGCAGAAAAGGACAAGACGAUUAAAAAACACUGUCCCCAAAAGCAUCAAGGGCGACAAUCGAUUACCUUCCACUUAUUGUCUUUAUGUUAAAGCAAAUUGGGAAAAAUCUAAAGAAGAGUAUUUUGCAAAUCAGGAAUAUUAUGACAAUCUCUACAGCGAUGUGAAAGGACGGUUCAACUUGAUGACAGCUAAAAUUCUUUCUGCUCGAUGGAAACUAUUAAGUGAUGAAGAAAAAAACAAGUAUCGAGAAGAAUUUCAAAAAUUACAAGAAAUACAAAAGGCUGAAAAAAAAGCAACUACUCCAGAAUGGAAGUUAAUCAAAAAACCAAGACCACCAUUCAUACUUUUUAAAAUGGAUAUAUUCGCAUCUGUGAAGGAACAAUUCCCAGACUUGAAUGUGCAACAAUGGAACCUCAUUUCUGCGGAAUUGUAUAAAAAUCUACCAGAAGAAAAGGCAGCUCAUUAUAGAAAUCUCUCUCAAAAGGAGAGGGUUGAAUAUUAUAGAAAGAAGGAAGAAGUGUUGGCACGUACCAAUCCAGGUCAGCCAAAACAGCCAUCAUCUCCGAACAAGAUAUCAGCAACACCAACAAUGGAGGAUGCUGAACCAUUGGAUUAUUUUGACGAUGAUGACACAUUCACCAAGCAACAUUAA
Molecule: messenger RNA, 963 nt
Organism: Naegleria fowleri
Lineage: Eukaryota; Heterolobosea; Eutetramitea; Acrasida; Naegleriidae
Exons: 1
Coding region: 1-963 (320 amino acids)
Source: RefSeq, a predicted model, not a curated record